Molecule: messenger RNA, 228 nt
Organism: Verticillium nonalfalfae
Lineage: Eukaryota; Fungi; Ascomycota; Sordariomycetes; Glomerellales; Plectosphaerellaceae
Exons: 1
Coding region: 1-228 (75 amino acids)
Source: RefSeq, a predicted model, not a curated record
AUGCUCAGUACUUCAGCGUCUACGGCUGAUGAUCCCGGUCUCUACUACUCCAACGACAAAAACAACAACGAAGUGCACCAAGCGUACCAAGCGCGGUCCCCGACCCCGUAUCUCGCCGCCGGGGUAGAUGAUUGGGCUCCGCAGGGCGUGAAUAUAACAUUCUUCGACAACUUUAUGCGGGGUGCCAGUUCUGAUAUCAUGGUUGAUAGGGUCCUGAGCGCCCUCUGA